CUUAAUUAAUAGAUACUCCCUCCAAAGCUUGCGAAAAUCCAAGAUGGAGGAAGGCAACAUAAACAAACAAUAUGUGCAGAUAAAAAUGUAGAUUUUAUUUCGUCAUUGUUGACAACCAGGACAUUUAAUUAUGAAAAUCGCUGUUUUAGGUUGUGGCUUGCUUGGUACCAAAAUAGCAGGUGAGCUGGCUUAUCAUGGUCACCGAGUGAAUGUCUGGGACAUCAAUAUUCCGGCUCUGAAUUCCGUGUUUAAUGUUCUGGAAGAUGACAAGAAACAGCUCAGGGAAGACGGCAUUCUGUUUCAGAAGAAUUUUGUGGGUCAGGUCCUGUGUAUGAGCCGCCUAGAAGAAACUGUGAGUGACGCUGAGUUUAUUUUUGAGGCUGUGAAAGAGGAUUUAGAGAUCAAGAAAGAUUUACUGGAAAGGGUCUCUCAUAUAUGUAAAAGUGAUGCCAUUAUUGGAAGUAACACACUGCGACUAAACAUUGAUGAUGUCAUGUCUGGUGUGUUGAACAAAGAGAGAUCACUAGGCCUGCGUUUCCUUUAUCCUGUGUAUUACAUUCCUGAGGUGGAAAUAAAUCCCGCAAGCUUUACAGCACAGAAGUCAAUACAGAAAGUUCGUGUGAUGCUAGAGAGGAUGGGAAAGACAUUAUUUUUUAGAUCUGGAAACCAUCCUCUGAUUUUAUCUGAAGAACAAAGAGAAGAAAGAAAAGCUUUGAGAGUAGAGCAGUUACUGAACUCCUCUGGAAUCCCGUGUAUGUUUGAGAAGAAGAUCCCGGUUCUGUCACACGACGGUAAUGUGGCACCGGUGAAGGAGAAUCGCCGCGAGUCUACCACAGUAGACACAGAGUGUGGAAUCUGUAUGAACAAAGCCCGGGAUUGUUUACUGUGUCCCUGUCAUCACAUGAUCACGUGUUACGAGUGUUCUAAAAUGUUACACAACCGACGGGACGGAUGUCCGAUCUGUAGGAAAGACAUCACAGAGGUUAUCAGAGUCUAUCAUUCCUAGGGACGAGAUAAAUGUAUUCUCUAGUUUUAUUAUUCUUAAGGAUGAGAUAAAUAUAACCUCAGACUUUAUACAUGUAUCAUGUAUACUAGUCUUAGACUAUCAUUCCUAAGGAAAAGAUAAAUGCAUCCUCAGUGAUCCAUCAUAAGGAUAAGAUAGAUGUAUACAUGUAUCAUAUGAGUCUAGUAUUUCUAAGGAUGAUUGAAAUGUAUCCUCAGUUUUUAGCUCACCUGAGCAGAAGGCUCAAGUGAGCUUUUCUGAUCAAAAUGUCCGUUGUCUGUUGUCGUUGUAAUUGUUGUCGUUGUUGUCGUAAACUUUUCACAUUUUCAUCUUCUUCUCAAGAACCACUGAGCCAAUUUCAACCAAACUUGCCACAAAGUAUCCUUAGGUGAAGGGGAUUCAAGUUUGUUCAAAUGAAGGGCUAUGUCCUCUUCCAAGGGGAGAUAAUUAUGAAUUAGUGAAAAAUUACUGGCAUUUUUAAAAAAUCUUCUUCUCAAGAACCACUGGGCCAAGAAAGAUGAAACUUGUGUGGAAGCAUCCUCAGGUAAUGUAAAUUCAAGUUUGUUCAAUUCAUGACCCCCGGGGGUAGGGUGGGGCCAAAAUGGCUGAUCAAAUUUUUACACUGGAUUAUACAGGUAAAAUCUUUAAAAAUCUUCUUCUCAAGAACCACUGGGUCAGGAAAGAUGAAACUCAUGUGGAAUCAUCCUCAGGUACUGUAAAUUCAAGUUCUUAUAAUCAUGACUCCCAGGGGUAGGGUGGGGCCAAAAUUGCCGAUCAAAGUUUUACAUAGGAAUAUAUAGGGAAAAUCUUUAAAAAUCUUCUUCUUAAGAACCAUUGAGACAGGGAAGAUGACACUCAUGUAAAAUUAUCCUGAGGUAGUGUAGAUUCAAGUUUGUUCAAAUCAUGACCCCCGGGGCUAGGGUGGGGCCAAAAUGGCCGACCAUAGUUUUACAUAGGAAUAUAUAGGGAAAACUUUUAUAAAUUUUCUUUUCAAGUACUUUAAAACCAUGAUUAGUAAUAUUUAUAUGGAAUCAUCCUCAGGUAGUGUGAACUCUAGUUCAUUCAAAUCAUGAUCCCCUGGAGUGUUAAAAUUCAAGCCCCCCCCCCCCCCAACCUCAAUAAACUUUCAGUUCUGAUCUGAUAUGUGCUUUUUCCUAGCCGAUGUGCUCAGGUGAGCGCUGUGGCCCCUGGGCUUGUUAGCCAUCUUCAGGAUAAGAUAGAUUUAUAUUUAUAUUGUUAAAUUUAUUCAUUUCUGUUGUUUUAUUUUACAUGUUUUAAUUGUUUAAAAGUUGUAAAGUCUUUCACAGAUAUUUUAUUUUUAGUUAGCACUAUUGUUUUAUCUAAGAGAUUUCAAUGUUAAUCUGCAUAUUUUAUUUAUAAUUAUCUUUUAACUUGAGUAUUGAUUUUCUUCCAUUUACUUGUAAUUACUGUAAACCGACUUUUAUUGCGAAGACUUUAUUUUACGAUUUAUCUGGGGAAAACUAGUUCGCAACAAUAAAUUUUGGCAAUAAGCCUUUUUUUUGAUCUGUUGGCUUUAAGGACUGGUUCAAGGCGAGAAAUAUCCGUGAUGACAAGGCUCCUACAAAUCUCAGCUCGUAAAUAUUUCUUGCACGUAAAUAAAUUUUAAAGUUGAUUUGCAGUAUUUUUGAAAGAGAACAGCUCCCUCUUCAGUGGCUGGCUGGCUCUCUCUAAAAACAAAUACCAUAAAACAACAACUGACAGAGUACUGAUAAAAGCAAUCUAAUUGUCUAACUAUCAUUGAACGUUGAAUAUUGUAUUUUAAAGGGAGACAGCUAGGACACAUGUCACAUGGCUGAAUUUACUAUGUCAUAGUCACUGUUAAUAUUAGGUGCUAAACGUUGUUAAAAACAUCAUUAUUUUUGUGAAAUUUUUAUUCAACAUGUUAAGUUUAAACAUUUAAUGUAAAAUUAUGUUAAUGUAGAGUUUUAAAUGAUCGUGUAGAUAUAAAAAAAAAAUAUGAAAUUUAGUGAUCCACGUCUCUAUUUCUUUAUGCUUAUUAAGUUAGUGACAUCAUACAUGUACUGAGUAUAUGAUUUCUCAGUGCAGUAAGAUCAAGUGCACAUUGUUUACCUGGGAAGACCUAGAAAAAUAUACAAAGAAACAGACCACAAUCAAUGCAUGUUGAUGUAUUUUUAGAAGCUGGAAUUACAAAAAAAUAUUUUUUUUUAUUUUACGUGUUUAGUAGACGAGAUGCUGUAAAAUAAAUAUUCUAUGUCACUUAUGGAAGUUUUUGUGUGAUGUCAGAGUUGUUUUUGUCUCACUCGAAAAUGAAAACAUAAAAAAAGUUUUUUAUAAACAAAUUUAUAAAUAAAACCCCAAAUGAU
Saccostrea cuccullata (small rock oyster) is the source of this 3348-nucleotide messenger RNA. Its product is annotated as 3-hydroxybutyryl-CoA dehydrogenase-like. Gene Ontology annotation, molecular function: oxidoreductase activity; NAD+ binding. Bases 131 to 1006 code for a protein of 291 amino acids. Gene Ontology annotation, biological process: fatty acid metabolic process. Lineage: Eukaryota; Metazoa; Mollusca; Bivalvia; Ostreida; Ostreidae. The transcript is spliced from 7 exons. The record is from RefSeq and is a predicted model, not a curated record.